This is a messenger RNA of Zootoca vivipara (common lizard), 7791 nucleotides long. RefSeq names its product zinc finger protein 827 (gene ZNF827). NCBI's taxonomy places the organism in Eukaryota, Metazoa, Chordata, Lepidosauria, Squamata, Lacertidae. Gene Ontology annotation, biological process: positive regulation of transcription by RNA polymerase II. The record is from RefSeq and is a predicted model, not a curated record. Gene Ontology annotation, cellular component: nucleus.
GAGAGAAAAGGUGGGGGAGGAAGGGCAAGAAAAAGGGGAGAGAGGCGAGGCGGGGGGGCUCUUCUCCUUGGCUCCAGGAAAAGCAGCUUCUCAACCCCCCCCCACCCCCAUUGCCCAGGAGAAGAAAACCAGCCCUUGCUGGGCAGCCACCCUUUGCCCCUGCUUUGUGCCUGCCUCUGCCCCUCUUUUGGGCUUUUUAAAAAAAUAUAUUUGAUCCCCCAUUAAACCAAGGAGGAGAAUGUGAAAAGGGGGGAAAAUGCCCAGGAGGAAGCAGGAGCAACCCAAGCGCCUCUCUUCACAUGGUACCCGGCAGGAAGAAGCUGAAGGUGAGCUUAGUGAGGAAGAUCACUGGUUUGGAAACUCUUCAGAAACCCCAUCAGAAGCAUCCUAUGGAGAAGUCCAGGAGAACUUCAAAUUAUCCUUUGAGGAUAGGAUCCAAGAACAGUCCACAUCUCCAGACACUUCCCUGGGGAGUGCAACUCCUAGCAGCAACACCCUGGAGCUAGCAGCUGUUGAGAAUGAGGCUCUGAGGGACGUGUUACAGAAUAAAGAACACCUUUCCCCCGGUGUGUCUUCCGCAUGUGAAGAUGACACUCCUGGCCCAAAUAAGCCACUGAGUAGUAACCUGAGACGUCUGCUGGAGGCUGGUUCUCUCAAGCUAGACACUAGUGUUGCAGUUAACGGCAGGGUUGAGUCCCCUGUAAAUCUUGGCUCAAACAUCUCCUUUUCUCCACCUACGCAUCAUGCUCAGCAGCUAAGUGUCCUUGCUAGAAAGCUGGCUGAAAAACAGGAACAUAAUGACCAAUAUGGCACCAACAACCGGUUUAUAUGGAAUCAAGGCAAGUGGCUGCCCAACUCGGCGCCAUCUUGCGGUUUGUCUCCGGACUCAGCCAUCCUAAAGUUGAAAGCAGCUGCCAAUGCAGUCCUUCAGGACAAGUCGCUUUCUCGAACUGAAGAUCCUAUCAGGUUUGAAACCUUUUCUUCGCCAUUUAGUUCCCAGUCUGCAAGCUCCACCUUAGCCGCACUAUCAAAGAAAGUCAGCGAGAGAAGCAUGACUCCUGGUCAGGACCACCCACCGCCAGCUAGCUCUUUUCUUUCUCUCGCCUCAAUGACUUCUUCAGCAGCCCUUCUCAAGGAGGUCGCUGCAAGAGCUGCAGGCAGUCUUUUGGCUGAGAAGAAAAAGUCACUGGUUGCAGAAGAUCCCCUGCAGCUUUCGGAUAUGAAGCAAGAGAAAGUAACUCCACCGCAGUCUUUGGAAUUAUUGUUACUCCCAGCCCCUAAAGGAAGAAGUUCUAAAACCUCUAAUCCAGCCUCUGAAGAAGAAGGUGGGAAACCUUUCCAGUGUCCAAUCUGUGGCCUAGUGAUAAAAAGGAAGAGCUACUGGAAGCGACACAUGGUUAUACAUACAGGCUUAAAAAGCCAUCAAUGCCCUUUGUGUCCAUUUCGCUGUGCACGCAAGGACAAUCUAAAAUCGCACAUGAAGGUUCACCAACAUCAAGACCGGGGAGAGACAUUUCAGUGCCAGCUAUGCCCAUUUACCUCCUCUCGCCACUUCAGCCUCAAACUCCACAUGCGCUGCCACCAGCACUUCCUGAGGACAGAAGCCAAAGUGAAGGAAGAGAUCCCAGAAAUGGAUAUCAAGGGGUCGCCAUUGCUAAGUGACAACUCCAGAAUGGGGCAGCAGAUGGAUGGGGCAACAGACCACGCAGGGACUGCGGCCGCCUCUAAAACUCCUGAGGUGGCUGGAUCUACUGUCCCACCUCUGCUAAUUAAAGAAGAGCCCAAAGAUGACAGGAGCACCUCCACCCCAACCUUCGCUCUCAGUGUUGUUGACAGAAUCACCAACAACACAAAGCUAAAAGACUCCAUUGACUUUGUGACCAAUACAGCGUCGGCACUUUUCAGCCAGGACAUCUCUGUCAAGAUGGCAUCAGAUUUUCUCAUGAAGCUCUCAGCUGCAAAUCAAAAAGAACCCUUGCCUCCUACAUUUAAAGUGAAAGAUGAACCGAAAGAUGAGGAAAAUGCAAGUUCCACUUUUCCUAAAUCUACUUACGUUUUUAGUCCUGAGCCUGAAACGUCUGCCCCAAGCCUUCCCGAGGAGAAUCCCAAGCCACAAGAAGUGCCGGCGAAUGUAUUACAGCAGGACAUGUCUGUCAAAGCAGCAUCCGAACUUCUUAUGAAGCUAUCAGCAGAAAGUUGCAAGGAAUCUCAAAUAAUAAAGAUCAAAGAAGAGCCCAUGGAAGUUGAUAUUCAUGAUUCCCAAGCCUCAGUUUCACCUAGCCAAAACAUCAGUUAUAGCACUUUACUCAGGCAAGAGAUAACUGAACACAUACAAAAGAUACCAGAAGGGCGAGUGCUUCCUGAGAGAAACCUCUUCAGCCAAGAUAUAUCAGUGAAGAUGGCUUCAGAGCUACUUUUUCAGUUGUCAGAAAAAGUGAGCAAAGAGCACAAUCACUCUAAGGAUAACACCAUCACAACUACAACUAGCCCUUUUUUCCCUGAAGAUACAUUUAGACAAUCACCAUUCACUUCCAACUCAAAAGAUCUCCUGUCUAAUGAGACUGCUGUUCAUGGAAGGACAACAGUACCAGAAGCAGAGAAGAUAGGGCUGGAGGCUGGAAAUGGGUUACCAUCUUGGAAAUUUAAUGACCAGCUCUUUCCCUGUGAUGUGUGUGGAAAAGUGUUUGGCCGACAGCAGACGUUGUCCCGACAUCUCUCCCUGCACACAGAAGAGAGAAAAUACAAAUGCCAUUUGUGCCCAUAUGCUGCUAAGUGCCGUGCUAACCUGAACCAGCACCUGACUGUCCAUUCCGUGAAGCUGGUGAGUACAGACACUGAGGACAUUGUCAGCGCUGUCACUUCCGAAGGCAGUGAUGGAAAGAAGCACCCUUAUUACUACAGUUGUCAUGUGUGUGGAUUUGAAACCGAGAUGAAUGUCCAGUUUGUCAGUCAUAUGUCGCUUCAUGUGGAUAAAGAACAGUGGAUGUUUUCUAUUUGCUGCACAGCCUGUGACUUUGUUACCAUGGAGGAGUCAGAUAUGAAGGCUCAUGUCGCCACCAAGCAUGCAGGUGAAGAGAGGAAGACUCCAAGCGACUCAAACAGCCCUUCGUCUUCUUCCCUGUCAGCACUUAGCGAUUCUGCCAACAGCAAAGAAGAUGCAGAGACCAGCCCCAAGCCCAAGGCUUCAAACAACCUGCUAGUUAUUUCCGUAGUGCCUGGUAGUCAGACCUUAUUGAACACGGAAGAAAAAUCAGAGAAAGGUUUUGAAUGUGUUUUCUGUAACUUUGUCUGCAAAACAAAAAACAUGUUUGAGCGCCAUUUGCAAAUCCACCUGAUUACACGGAUGUUUGAAUGUGAUGUGUGCCACAAGUUCAUGAAGACUCCUGAGCAGUUACUGGAGCACAAGAAAUGCCACACUGUCCCCACCGGUGGGCUCAAGUGCCCAUUCUGCAUUUACUCCACCAACCGCCCCGCAGCGAUGGAAUGCCAUUUGAAGACCCACUACAAAAUGGAAUACAAGUGCCGGAUCUGCCAGGCAGUGAAAGCCAAUCAGCUGGAGCUGGAAAUGCACAUCCGGGAGCAUCGCCUUGGCAACCAUUACAAGUGUGACCAGUGUGGCUACCUUUCCAAGACGGCCAACAAGCUGAUAGAGCAUGUGCGCGUACACACUGGGGAGCGCCCUUUCCACUGUGACCAGUGCAGCUACAGCUGCAAACGCAAAGACAAUCUCAACCUGCACAAGAAGCUCAAGCACGCUCCCCGCCAGACUUUCAGCUGCGAAGAGUGCCUCUUCAAGACCACCCACCCUUUUGUCUUCAGCCGCCAUGUGAAGAAGCACCAAAACGGGGACUGCUCCGAAGAGGAGAAGAAGGGCCAAGGGGCAACCUCCAAGGAAGCCGGCCCUUUCCUAGCUGCCAACAGCCCCCGGAGCCUCUUGUCGCCUCUCUCGGUGAUGUCUGCCUCCCAGGCACUGCAGACAGUGGCCAUGUCAGCUGCUCACGGCGGCGGGGCAGAGCCAAACCUGGCACUUAAGGCCUUGGCCAUCAACGGCACUUCCCUGUGCUUUGACAAGUACCGGAACUCUGAGUUUGCCCACCUCAUUCCCUUAACCAUGUUUUUCCCCAAGAACCACUUUGAGAUCACAUUCCAUGCGCCCAGGCCACAGACUGUACGGCCGGACGACACUUCGCCGAAGCACUCCUUCCUUGCCUACCUUGGACUAACAGAAAGGGCAGAUACUGUCUGAGGGCAGCCAUGUACUGUACCAAAAAAAUAAUACUCUCCGCCACCCCACCCCCACCCCCCAACAGACACCCAACAGGUAUAUGCAUUGCUGCAAACCAUACACCCAAGAGGUAUGGCUGGCUGAACAUUUGUACUAUAGAUCAUUAGUAGUAAGGUAUAGGAAAAAAAUGGCUCUGUGUGUCUCCUUAAAUGCAUUGACAUGAAGGCUGCUUUAUUAAAACUCUUCAGAGAAGUGACCUCCCGCAUACCUUCAGAGGCAUGUUCCCAGUACUCUUAUCUAAGAAACUAUUUUGUCUUGUUUAAGCUGAACAAGAGCGUCCUUAAAGGCAAUCAGCACUUGCUUAAGGUUACAUAUUGAUGCAUUUUCCUUUUGAGAUGGUGAGUGUGAGCGUGUCUGAAGGGAGAGUCAGUGUGCCAUGACAUUGCUUUUGCACAUCCUUUUGUACUGGCUUAUUUAAUAUGAACACAUGAAGCUGCCUUAUAUACUGAGUCGGAUCAGUGCUCCACCUAGCCCAGUAGCGUCCACUCUGACAGGCAGCCGUUCUCCGGGGUCUCAGUCAGGGGUCCUUCCCAGCCCACCUGUUCUCUGGGAUUAUUUAACUGGAGAUGCUGAAGAUUGAACCUGGGACAUUUAUACAUGCAACGCAUGUGCUCUGCCACUGAGCUGCAGCCCCCUCCUCUUGUGAUGAUUAUUGCAGCUCUCCAGUCUCACCGCCUUGCCUGCCUAGCUUUAUUUUACAGUUACUGGAAUGCGGAUACAGCAAUGCUAGGUUCGAGAAGAACUGGCAUGCCAGUCAGCACUACUUGGGAUUUGCUUAGUAUACUAUAGUGCUUGCUUUGGCCUCAGAUCUGAGAGUUCAAGGAUGAACUAGAGGAGCAGGAAUUGCUUCUAGCUCUGCAAGGUUAAGGCUGUUUGACAUGUUACAUUUCCCCCAGCUGGCAGUAAUAAUAUCUGUGUAGGCAAAUGCAUGGGCACUGUAGUGUUGGACAUGUAAUAUGGUUUUACUCGGUGUACAUGGACUGGGUAGACACUGUGCAUACAGGCUGCCUCUUCCCUGCCCCCCCCCCCCCAAGCACUCCUACCACCCUUGAAAUGUUACAGUGAACAUGCAUAUUCCACAACAGAGAUGAGGUUUUUUUUCCUUCCUAGAGAUAAUGUAUGAAGUGGCCCUGAACACACGAGUGAACAGACACUUGGUGCAGAUCAGGGAGGUGGAAUCUGCAACCCUCCAUCUGUUGUUAGACUUGUCUCCUAUUGGCCUCCAGCACAUAGCUGUCAAGUUCUCCCCUUUUUAAAGGGAAAUUUCCUUAUACUGAAUAGGCUUCCUCGCGAGAAAAGGGAAAACUUGAUAGUUAUGCUCCAGCAAACAUGGCCAGGGAUGAUGGGAGUUGUAGUCCAGCAACCUCUGGAGAGCCCAAGGUUCCCAUUCCUGGUGCAGACAGACCUGUAAACAGCAAGUGCAAUUCAUACACGCACAAGGUCAGAUUCUUCUGUAACUCAGGGCCACUUCUUACAAUAAGUUUUGUAUUUGAGUACAGCUAUCCAAGUAUCAGUUUUAAAUGGGCCACAUGUAUUGCAUUUAAAUCACUGCUUUUCUUUGUAAAAUAACUGGAGUCAGGAAUCUGAUCAUUUCCCCAUCAUGUUUGUGUCUCGUUCGCUGAGAAGAGAUGUGAUUUAAACACACGUGCACCAUUCAAAACUGAUGCAAGGUCAAUACAAAAAAAGUAUCUCAUACCAAGAAGCCCUCUUGAUCAUAGAUCAAACAUACACAUUCUCAGUAUGUAUUAAUGCAGUGAUUACCUUGGUUUGCAAAGACAAGAGUGUACAUUCUACAGAGAUUAAAUCCAGGAAUAGGGAUUUUUAAAAGGAAGGGUUUGCUAUAUUCUGGGUAUAAAUGCUCAGACUAAAUAAAGGCAGGUUUUGCACAGUGCUUGAGUCUUGCACUAGUAUGUUUCUCACUUGCAAAAAAAGGUAAGAAAAAAGUGUAGAAGAUUUAAAGAAAAUCUUUUGUCGACUGAAGAAUUAUCAGAUUGUAUAUUUGAAAAGUUAAUGGCGGAGUCUUAUCAACAUAAGAAUGGUGCUUUUUAAUCAUAUUAUUCUGUUCUAUAUCCCCAACUGUUCAGCUAUAUUUUCAGAUUUUGUGUCCCUAUAAACAUUACCCUUCAUGUUAUUUGUAUUCCUUUGUAUUAUUUUGUUAAUGCCUACUUAAGUAUACUCUUCUAGGAAGCUAACUUUAUAUUUUCUUAAAGCUCUUACUUUGUGGUCAUUAAAAUGACAUAAAUAUUGCACUUUAUUGCAGUAAGAAGCAAAUGUUGCAUUCCUAAUACAAAAUCGAAGUCAAUUGUUAACUUUUCCCAAGAUUUAACUUUUCUCUCGCCCAUGCACUGACAUUUAUUACGUAUCAUUAUCACAGUUUCCUCCACUGAACAUGUACGUGACAAUAAGUCCAGAUCUCUCUACAUGCUCAAAGACCAGAAACUGUAUACAUUGGAUGACAAAGAGGAAAGGAACCUAAAUAUUAGCAAGCUAUAAUACUAAUGUAAAGUAACUACAAUCAAAAUAAUGAGAGUCUGCACAUGAGUUUAAACAGCAAGUGGCCUCCCCUAAUUCAGCUACUAUGGUAAAGUAAGUCAUUAUACUGUAUUAGUUGUUCCUGACACAUGUUGAGCCCUGUUUAUUGCACUUAACUCUGCUAAAACUACUCUUUGUCAAAAACAAAAACAAAGGAUGAAUCCCAAACAAAUGUUUUCAAAUAAGGUCAGUGUCAGUACAGUGUCAUGAAUUGUGGCAUUCCAUCCUAAGAUGAUGUGGUGACUUUUGGUAGUCGCUGUUAUGCUGUCACUUGAUAGGUGGUACAAGGUACACCAGCACCAUGCAAAUCUUAGAAAUCAGGUUGGCGCACGCACGCACACACACACACACACACACACACAAAUGGUUUGAUUUCCCAUCAUUCUGAGCAAUUUUUUGUAGGUUUGGAGACUACCCAUUUCUGAUGUAACCAUUUAUUUAACUGCAGUCCUGCCACUGGAUUGAAUGGGCUCCAUUAUUUCCUCUGCUAGGAAUUUUAAGAGAAGUUGUGAUGCUGAAGCAGGACUUACUUGCUAGUCAAUAAUUUGUAAUUAAGAAUGGGGUAAAUGAAUAAGCAGUUGCUGCAGUUAACUAACUAAAUAUACCCAAUACAGUUCUGGUCAGAUUUGUCCAAACUGUCAAGUAGUGAGCCUUUUUUUAAAAGGCGGGGUAAUUGGGAGAGAGACCAAGCAGUUUGUCAGCUGGAACACAAGAAUAGGAAUGUUAAAGGAAUAUUUUCUGUAAUCCAAAUGGUGCAAUAUAACAUAGGAACUUCAAUGAAUGAAAGUAUUACAAUGCUCUAAGCAACUGAAUGCCUUGGGUUUAACCAUUUCCUUUUUGUAUUUGUCUGUCAUAGUGAUGCUUAAUGUAAUUGGGCAGCUUUAUUUAGCACUUUGAAACACUGAAUUAUUUCUGGAAAGUUAGUUAUACAUGAUUUCCAAAUAAGAGAGAGAGAGAGAUGCAUCAGGAAGUGU